Rhododendron vialii is the source of this 2089-nucleotide messenger RNA. RefSeq names its product amino acid transporter AVT6A-like. The coding region runs from base 366 to 1748 and encodes 460 amino acids. The transcript is spliced from 6 exons. Gene Ontology annotation, molecular function: amino acid transmembrane transporter activity. Gene Ontology annotation, biological process: amino acid transmembrane transport. NCBI's taxonomy places the organism in Eukaryota, Viridiplantae, Streptophyta, Magnoliopsida, Ericales, Ericaceae. The record is from RefSeq and is a predicted model, not a curated record.
ACCAUCUUUUUGUCCUCUUUUUUUUUUUUUGGGUAAGGCUUUUUGUCCUCCUUUCUUUAUAUACUUGGAGCCAAAGCUCCAGAAUUCACAAGGAAACAACAAUAUUCGAUCUGGGUCGUUCUCUGUAUCUGUAAAUUUUUUGUGGGUUUGACUGGAAUCGUCAUCUUUUGAUUGUUCUUGUGAUUUCAGAGCUCGAUUGGACCUUUUCAUUUCUGGGACUACCUUCUUUUAAUUGAACUGUUUUCUUGAUAGUUUCUUUCGCAUAAUUUCAGAUUUCCUGGGGAACAAAAUUCAAGAAAUUUGAGCUCUUUCACAUAUACUCGUAGUGCUAGUUUUACUUGGGUGUUUAAUUAAGUAAGUUGAGGAUGACCAUCGGAAGCCUCAAGCCACCGAAACAUAAGAAGGUACGAAAGAGCGACCGACUUGAUGAGAAAGUGCCUCUCUUGCCUACUAAGCAAGAGGAACAUGGUGGCUGUGAAGAGUUUGAUGGGGCUUCCUUCACUGGGGCAGUGUUUAAUUUGUCGACCACAAUUGUUGGUGCUGGAAUCAUGGCCUUGCCUGCAACUAUGAAAGCAUUGGGUCUUGUUCUUGGGAUUGCAAUGAUCAUCUUCAUGGCUUUCCUUGCAGAAGCUUCAAUUGAGCUACUGCUUAGAUUUAGUAGGGCUGCAAAAGCAACUUCUUAUGGUGGUGUCAUGGGAGAAGCCUUUGGAAAGUGUGGGAAGAUUUGUCUGCAAAUAUGUAUUUUGGUCAACAACAUUGGUGUACUUAUUGUGUAUAUGAUCAUUAUAGGUGAUGUGCUUUCUGGAACGACAUCAAGUGGAAUUCACCAUGCUGGUGUUUUAGAAGGCUGGUUUGGAGUCCACUGGUGGAAUGGACGUGGCUUUGUUCUUUUAGUCACAACCCUUGUUGUAUUUGCUCCAUUGGCAUGCUUGAAGCGUAUAGAUUCGUUAAAAAUCACAUCUGGCAUAUCAGUUGGGCUGGCGGUUGUGUUCCUUGUUAUUACCGUGGGAAUCACCCUUAUCAAGUUGAUAAAUGGAAGCAUUUCGAUGCCCAGAUUGCUUCCUAAUGUUACUGAUUUGACAUCAUUCUUGAACCUCUUCACUGUAGUCCCUGUUCUUGUCACUGCAUACAUCUGCCAUUACAACGUUCACUCAAUAGACAAUGAACUUGAAGACAAUACCCAGAUCAAAGGGGUUGUGCGAUCCUCACUUGCUCUAUGCGCAACUGUGUAUGUAAUGAUAAGCCUAUUUGGGUUUCUCCUAUUUGGUGAUGCAACUCUUGAUGACGUGCUUGCCAACUUUGAUGCCAACCUUGGCAUUCCAUAUGGCUCUCUCCUUAAUGAUGUUGUUCGCGUUAGCUAUGUGGGCCACCUCAUGCUUGUGUUUCCCAUUGUCUUCUAUCCAUUACGGUUAAACCUGGAUGGCCUUCUCUUUCCCUCUGCUAUGCCUUUGGUAUUAGACAACUUGAGAUUUGCAUUGAUCACCAUUGGGCUUGUUACUCUAAUCUUUUUUGGUGCAAAUUUCAUACCCAGCAUUUGGGUUGCUUUCCAAUUCACGGGAGCAACUGCUGCAGUUUGCAUUGGCUUCAUCUUUCCUGCUGCCAUUACUGUCAGGGAUCGUCACGGCAUAGCAACGAACAAGGACAAGAUCUUAUGCAUCAUCAUGAUUGUCCUUGCGCUGUUCUCGAACCUGGUGGCUAUAUACAGUGAUGCGUAUGCCUUGUUCAAGAAUGUAUCACCACGCGAAUAAACUCCCGUGUUGGCAGCAAUCUAAGGCGUGGUCCGUGUUGCAUCUCUUCCUGCGGAAACGCCAAGAACACGGGAUGCUUUGGAAUUGAGAUUAGGAGAAGUCUGAUGGGGGGUUGAGUUUGAAUAAGACGAAAGCAGCUGCUAGAUUUUGCAGUUGGGUUGCUUCGGUAGAAGUGUAGCCGGGUGUUUAUAUCUGUUGUAGACUAUAUAUAGAUAGAUAUCGCUCUUCGAGUAUUAAAUUGUAUUGUAUAGUUUGUGAAAUUUAAUGAUGAUUUGUGGACUGGAAUUAUGAAGAUAUACAAGCGUAUAUCGAAGGGUAUCAUUUGAUUUCCUUAUCUGCAA